This is a messenger RNA of Tricharina praecox, 1523 nucleotides long. Its product is annotated as Thiolase, N-terminal domain-containing protein. Bases 138 to 1394 code for a protein of 418 amino acids. Gene Ontology annotation, biological process: fatty acid beta-oxidation; phenylacetate catabolic process. The transcript has 4 exons. Lineage: Eukaryota; Fungi; Ascomycota; Pezizomycetes; Pezizales; Pyronemataceae. The record is from RefSeq and is a predicted model, not a curated record. Gene Ontology annotation, molecular function: acetyl-CoA C-acyltransferase activity. Gene Ontology annotation, cellular component: peroxisome.
CAUUACUUGUGACGGAAGAGCCGAGCUCACGCGCACGCGGUCUCCGCAACAACCGGAUUUACCUUAAGAACUUCUCAUCCUUCUUCCAUACUUCUUCCUUCCUCCACAUUGUAGCAGCAUACUCCACAUACUACACCAUGUCUUCUCAACGUCUCUCCAACAUCCUCGGUCACUUGAAGGGCAACACCUCUGGUGUUUCAGCUGUGACAUCAAAGAAUGCCGACGAUGUAGUCCUGACCUGUGCUAUGCGCACGCCAUUGACCAAAGCCUUCAAGGGCGGUCUCAAAGACACACCCGUCGACAUCUUGUUGAUGCAGCUGAUGCAGCACCUCCUCUCCCGCUCCAAGAUCGACCCAUCAGCAGUGGAAGAUAUCUGCGUCGGCAACGUGAACGAAGUCGGCGUCCCCUACAAAGCGCGCGCCGCGGCGCUCGCCGCCGGCUUCCCGAACACCACCUCCGUCUCCUCGACCAACCGCUUCUGCUCCUCCGGCCUAGUGGCCAUCCAGAACAUCGCGAACCAGAUCAGCUGCGGGUCCAUCGAUGUCGGCGUGGCGAUCGGAAUCGAGCAGAUGUCCCUCAACGUGGACAAGCAGGGCCCAGGAUUCUCCGCCGCCAUUACAGGCGCGAACCAGGACGCCGCGGACUGCUCCAUGACCAUGGGCCAGACGAGCGAGAAUGUCGGCAGCGACUUUGACAUCCCGCGCGAGCGGCAGGAUCGCUACGCGGCGGCCUCGUUCCAGCGCGCCGAGGCCGCGCAGAAGUCCGGGCUCUUCGCCGAGGAGAUCGUUCCCAUCACCACGACGUGGAAGGAUCCGAAGACGGGCGAGGAGAAGCAGGUUACUGUUUCUGCGGACGACGGCAUUCGCUACGGAACUACCUACGAGGGGCUCAGCAAGAUCCGCCCGGCGUUCACGCAGUGGGGUGAUCGGAGCACGGGUGGAAACUCGAGCCAGGUCACGGAUGGUGCCGCCGCCGUGCUGCUGAUGAAGAGAAGUGUAGCGGAGAAGCUGGGACAGCCUAUUCUCGCAAAGUUCUGCGGCGCCACAGUCGCUGGUCUUCCUCCCAGGAUCAUGGGUAUUGGUCCAUCCAUCGUCGUUCCCAAGCUGUUGAAUAAGUUCGGGCUCACGGUAGACGACAUCGACAUCUUUGAGCUGAACGAGGCAUUCGCUUCGAUGGCCGUGUACUGUGUCGACAAGCUGAAGCUGGACGUCGAGAAGGUGAACCCCCGGGGUGGCGCCAUCGCCCUCGGCCACCCUCUCGGCGCCACGGGUUGCAGACAGGUCGUCACUGGCCUCGCAGAGAUGCGGAGACAGAAGAAGAAGCUGUUUGUCAAUACCAUGUGUAUCGGCACCGGCAUGGGAAUGGCGGGACUGUGGGUUAAUGAGGUUUUGUAAGGGGGGUUUCCGGUUCUGGCUGGCGAUUGAUUAUUGUUUCUGUUUCUCUUUCGUUGGGUGUACAUGUACAUGAAGUCGCUACGGGUUAUGACGUGCGCUUGGGGAAUUAUUUGAUACCUUGGAGAUGUG